AUGCACUUCCAUCGGCCCCGCGCCCCCUCCCACCGCGAAGGAACGUUCACCUGGUGGUUCAGCGACACAGCGGCACAGGGGGGGGGGGGGGGGGGGGGGGGGGGGUGUGGUGUGUUGUGGGGGGGGGGGGGGGGGGGGGGAGGCGGGGGUAGCAGCACUCACCCCCUGAAGGGAGAAUCAGUCGGCGAGGCUUAUGUGAGGAGUGCGGCGUGGAGACUGCAGCUAAAGCGAUUAAAAGCCCUGUACCUGCAGGCCCUGAUGCCUAUCGCUGCCUCUUUAUUUGUGGUGUUAGGUUGA
Messenger RNA from Knipowitschia caucasica, 297 nucleotides. The record is from the annotation of a GenBank genome assembly. Lineage: Eukaryota; Metazoa; Chordata; Actinopteri; Gobiiformes; Gobiidae.